AAUGAAGAUGUUUUUCGAGUUACAUGGAUUAUUUUCAAAGUUCACAAGAAAAUCGUAAAAUGCAUUUAUAGUUUUAAGUAUUUCAUUUUUAUUUUAGGAAAUAAUAUUUAAAAAACAGGUUAUUUUCCUCUUGUGAUUGAGAUCGAUAAAUAUAAGGGGACAUGAAGCUGCUAAAGCCACUAUGGGUGGCAGGGAGAAGACAAGUGAGCACAUGGUCACCACUUGCUACAGCUUUCAACACAAGACCUACAUCCAGACCCAUUUUUGAUUCCUUAAGAGAAAGAACUGGUCUUUUUAACAAACCUGAACUCACUAGUUUUGAGGGAUUUUACACGCUAAAAGAACAAGCAAUAGCAGCCACAGACCGAUUAAUAGAAGAGGCCACCUCCAAUCCGACAAGGCCUAUGGUCGACAUAUUUGAUGAGCUAUCAGAUACGCUGUGUAAGGUUGCAGAUUUAGCUGAGUUUGUGCGUAUUGCACACCCACAAUCACACUUUGCGGGUGCCGCUGAAGAGGCAUGUAUCAGUGUUAGUGGAGUCGUGGAAAAACUAAAUACUCACAAAGGUUUAUAUGAAGCUUUACGUGACUCGGUGGAGAGGAACACGUGCGGAGACCGCCAUUUAGCGGAGCUGUUCCUGUUUGACUUUGAACAGAGUGGUAUACAACUCCCCGACGGACCGAGACAACAAGUAGUCGCUCUCAAUGAUCUUAUUUUACAAACCGGCCAGCAGUUCAUGGCGGGUGCGGCCAAGCCGAGGAAAGUGCCACGGUCCGCUGUACCUCAAAAUGUUAGACAAUUUUUCAGCACGGAGGGUGACAACGUGAUAGUAAGCGGUGUAUACGCAGAGUGCGACGAAGGUGCGGCUCGCGAGGCGGCCUACCGCCUGUACCUGGCGCCCGACAUGGGGCAGGAGCGCCUGCUACUCACCACGCUGCACGCGCGCCAGCGGCUGGCGCAGCUCUGCGGGUUCCCGUGCUACGCGGACCGAGCCAUAAAGGCGAGCACGAUGGAAACUUCAGCUAAUGUGCGACAGUUCCUGGACAUCCUGUCGGACAAUCUUUACGACCGCGCCAACAUUGACUUCGAGGCUAUGACGCGUAUGAAGAAGAAGGAGACACCUUACCAAGACACACUAAUGUGCUGGGACACUCCUUACUUCACACACAAAGCUAAGACGCAGAUGCUGAACGUAGCGACGUCGGACUUCAAUCCGUAUUUCUCACUGGGCGCGUGCAUGGAAGGUCUGAACAUGUUGUGCCAGGAGCUAUAUGGCAUCACAUUGCAGCCCGAAGAGAUGUUACCAGGCGAGUCGUGGUCGCCGGACGUGUACAAGCUGGCAGUGAUGCAGGAGACUGAGGGUCUCCUGGGACACAUAUACUGCGACCUGUACGAGCGGCCCGGCAAGCCGCACCAGGACUGUCACUUCACCAUUCAGGGCGGGAAGCUGCUCCCCGAUGGCUCUUAUCAGAAUCCAAUAGUGGUGGUGAUGCUGUCACUGAGCGGCGGGCACCGGUCGGGGCCGGCGCUGCUGGGCCCGGGCGCCGUGGACAACCUGUUCCACGAGAUGGGCCACGCGCUGCACUCCAUGCUGGCGCGCGCGCCGCACCAGCACGUGGCCGGCACGCGCUGCGCCACCGACCUCGCCGAGCUGCCCUCCGUGCUCAUGGAGCACUUCGCCGCCUGCCCCAGCGUGGUCCGUCGCUUCGCGCGUCACUUCCAGACCCGGGAGCCUAUGCCGGAGGAUAUGUUGCAGCGCCUCUGCGCCUCCAAGCAUCUCUUUGGCGCCAGUGAGAUGCAACUGCAGGUGUUCUACUCCGCGCUGGACCAGCACUACCACGGCGAGGGGGCGCGCGAGGACUCCACAGACGUGCUGCGACAGGUCCAAAAGCGAUACUAUGGACUGCCCUACGUCGAGAAUACGGCGUGGCAGCACCGCUUCAGCCACCUGAUAGGCUACGGCGCGAAGUACUACUCGUACCUGAUCUCGCGCGCGCUGGCGUGGUGCGUGUGGCGCCGGCACUUCGAGGCGGCGCCACUGUCGCGCCCGGCCGGCGCCGCGCUGCGCCACGGCCUGCUGCGCCACGGCGGCUCCGUCCCGCCGCAGAUUCUGCUUCGCGAUUAUCUAGAGACAGAAAUCACCCCCGACACACUGGCGAUGGCGCUCACCGAAGAGCUAGAUUACCACAAGGAUCAUCUUGAUACAGUGUUCAAAAUAACUGCUAAAUAACAUAUCAAAGUACUAUUGUGUUAGUUUAGACAAGUACAGUUAGCAAAAUAAUUCAUGUUUAUUGAAUUUGCUAACAAAGCAGAAAAGAACGAAAUACUUGUUUAACGUAAGUACAUAUAAAAGUCUUAGUAAUUGAGGUCGAGAUGCCUUUUUUGAAUUACUAUUGUGCUAAUAAAACAUUGAAUAUUUAUUAAUAAUAUUUAUACCAAUAUUUGCUACCUCGAGCAAUAAUAGUAAGUAGUAAAAAAAUAAAUUAAAAUUAAUUGUAUGUUCUUUUUUCAAUUCUCCAUUUAAACAUAGAAUUAAUUGCACAUUUAAAUGCGAUAUUUAAAUUAUAGAAAUACUAAUGUCUAGUAAAUUAAACACAUUCGACAAUUCUCUUUAACGAAAUACGUUUCGAGUGUUUCGACAAAUCAAUGUCUUCCCAAUAUAUAUUAGAUGUAAAUAAUCUGAAACCGAUCUGUCGUUAGGUUAAAAAUCGUUAUAAAUAGUAUUCAAAGAUUUUAUUGUUUUAUAAAACUCGAGUUGAAGCGAAUAGACUUAAAUUAUUCUUAAGUCAUAUGUUAGUCUUCUCAAUCAAAUGAUUAAUUUAUAUCACCAGACUUAAGCAUAGUGGAUAAAGCCUUUAUCGGAUUCUAAUCACUCACGGCCUUAGUUAACGGCUGAUUAGUUAAAGGCUGGUUUCGAUCUUUCUGACAUUAUUGAUUUGACAUACGAAAUACUGUCAUUGUUUAACUAAUCGCUCGUUAAACAUCCUGUAUAAAUAAGGGCGUGAGAUCUUAAUGAAAAUGUAACAUUUAAAGUACAUAAAAAUAUAC
Nymphalis io (European peacock) is the source of this 3046-nucleotide messenger RNA. RefSeq names its product mitochondrial intermediate peptidase. Bases 162 to 2228 code for a protein of 688 amino acids. Gene Ontology annotation, cellular component: mitochondrion. Lineage: Eukaryota; Metazoa; Arthropoda; Insecta; Lepidoptera; Nymphalidae. The record is from RefSeq and is a predicted model, not a curated record. The transcript has 13 exons. Gene Ontology annotation, molecular function: metalloendopeptidase activity. Gene Ontology annotation, biological process: peptide metabolic process.